GCGUGAGGAUCGAGGUCUGGGCAUCACAAUUUCCUUCUCUUUCCCGCCAUCAUGCAGUGGAAGCUGUUCGUUCUCCUCGGUUUGGUUGCCAUGGCAACAGCCCGCCCCGAUGGCAUCCUUGAUCUCGUGUUCGAUACCUUUAGUCACGACCAAGACUUCGACGACCAAAAAGUGUUCGGUUCCUACAGCUGGCGAUCUCCCGACGGCACCGAAUACUUCGUGAAAUACGUGGCGGACGAUGAUGGCUACAGAGUCCUCGAGUCCAACGCCGUUCCUGUGAGCGUGGGCGGAGUCUUCGCUAACGGACAGCAGGGGGCGUUCCUCUCCUCGGAAGAGUUUGAUUUCGAUGAUAGGAAGUGAGGAGGAAGGGAAGGAAGAAGGGGGGAAAGUGAGGAGGAAGGAAGGGUAGAGGGGGGAAAGUGAGGAAAG
Penaeus monodon (black tiger shrimp) is the source of this 429-nucleotide messenger RNA. RefSeq lists its product as uncharacterized. The transcript is spliced from 3 exons. NCBI's taxonomy places the organism in Eukaryota, Metazoa, Arthropoda, Malacostraca, Decapoda, Penaeidae. The record is from RefSeq and is a predicted model, not a curated record. The coding region runs from base 52 to 360 and encodes 102 amino acids.